UUAGCGUACGGUGUCAGUCUGCUGUUAGCACCGCGCUGAGGUAGUUCACCGUCGUCGUUCUGUUAAUGUUGAUGUCGUCGUCGUUUCACUGACUCAUUCAUACGCUCUGUGUGCCGGUCCGGGUCUGGGUCUGUGUUUUCCCCCUUUUUCGUGUCGUUUCGGGCCGUUUCCUCGAAAAGCUAUUGAAAUUGUGUAGAGUCCCUGGACCUUUGCCAGCAAGGAUAAACAAAUUGUGGCACCCUGAAGCCAUUCCUGGAAGUGUGGAUCGAAUCUCGGGAUCAGGGAUAUGACGCGGUUCGAGUGGCAAAGCUUCGCAUUCGAGAGGUACUAAUUAAACCGGCAAACCUUCGAAGCUUUCUUGGAAAAUAUUGUCAUAACACAGCGCGCAGCUCCACUUCCCCUUUUUUGUACGGACUCCAGAUCAAACCAAAGCCCAGUGCCGCCCCACAAGCACAAGGCUUGCAGUAAUAACUUUUAAUUGAAUCUUCGAGUGUCGGACUCUUUGCGAGGCCGGAGAGCAACAUCCAGCUCGAAGCUUUUAUGAAGGUUUUCCAGCUAAUCCGUACGUGAGAUGUGUGAUCCAAUGACGUCGUUGCUCGUUAGAGAUCAGCGCCAGUCCCAUUUGACGUGAUUCAUUACCUGCCGUGCUCGAAUAGCGUCAUCCUCCUCAACUGGCACAAACCGAAUCCAAACAGACCUCGAACUGACUGGCGAGGUAUGGUUUGGCGAAGAAAGGUUUAGCAAUUGGUUUGCCAGUAGUUGUCGCGCGAAGAAUCAUUAGAAGAGGGUCAAAACUUGAUAUCCAAGAAGCAUCUUCGUCACCACAAUUGAAGCCUCUAAAGAGAGGGCGAAGAAAAGGAAGACUGAAGUUGUCGUGAAUCGUUCACUCGUCUGGAACCGGACCUGUGUGAGAGCUGUAGGUCAAAAAGGAAUGUUUAUGAGGCCUCUUGGGUGUAUGUGAAUGUGAAUAAAUGAUAUUAUUUUUUAAUUACUAGUUGUUAAAACAGAACAGAAAAAAACAACAGUGUAAAGUGCAGCUCGAUCGUUCUCGGAGUCGGAGUCGCAGGCGAACUAGUUGUUUCUAUAAUUAAAACGUCUCUCGAAGUACAAAUAUCUGUGUUGGUGGAAUUACCGAGAAAAAUUAACAGAAAAAAAGUGCUCACUCAUCAAUGCUAGUUUUUAUGAGGAACAAGUCAAGCUGUAAGAGUCUCGCUUGCGCUGCCCGGCAAUAAGCCGCGCGCUAAAUUGGAGCGCAAUUUCCGAGGACCGCGACAAUUCGUCGGCGACAAAGCAGUACCUGGAAAUUUCGGUGCGGCACCAUUUUUCCGGUCCGGUCGCUGUCGAGAGUGACAAUCGACGAACGGUACCUCGGCGUUGGCGACAGCCGAACGGAAGUAAACGAACGGGCCAGCACGAGAAUAGAUAAUCAGUCGACGAAACCCCACCGAAGCAGUGCAGUGUGGUAAUGCUUACGACAAACAAGUCCAGAGAAGAAAGGCCCGCCAAACGCAACGGUGCAAUGGGAAACGGACGGUUGUUGUAACACCCAUACGAGCGGCACGGCGGCGGCGGUCAAGUGACAAAGUGCGGUUCCAGCGGUGGUCCAGAGAAAAUCCGAGAACGUGUGAAGAUAUAUUGUUACAGUGAAAAUAGUUGUUUGAUUAAUUAAUAAGCAUAUUAGUGUCGUCGUUAGGUGCUUGUUUCUGAUACAUUACACGCUGGUGGGGUCGGUUCCACCUUAGCGAUCAAUUAACAUAUUUGUGCGCUAUUUACAACCGAAACAACAUCCGACCGCGCGUGAACGCAACUUGUGUGGGUAUAUUAUAUCUGUGGGGAUCCAGUUUGAGUCAAUCGACAUGCUACACCACAAGCGUAUCUCAUCAUCGGCAAGGGCGAUGUUGGCGGUACUCAAGUCGGCCGGGCGGAGGAACCGGAGUAGGUGUCACAAUGUCGGCGACGUUAAACUGCUGACAGUGUUGAUUGCCGCCUGUCUCACGGUGGUCACCGGACUGAUUGAUAGGGCCCAGGGUGAGGACCACUGCAGCGAGCAUCGAUAUAAUGACUCCCUUGUCAGUGACUACAUGCAGUUCACGAAGGAGGUGGCCGAUCGGGAGUACGGCGUUUUAGGCCAGUUCAAAAGCUUGCAUUGCUGUGCUAAAGGCUACCGGAGUAUCGAAUGGUUCAAAAAUGGCCAACCGUAUCCAUGGGGAGGUGAUAUAUCGUCGCUGAUUGUGUAUCCGGAGGCAGCAAAUCAAACCAUUUACACCCACCGGAUAUCGGAAACGGACAUCGGCAACUACAGUUGCGUGCUGCGGAACGACACCAGCAUCAUACGGCACGAUAUCGAGCUGCGAAUACAAGAAGAUAAACCGGACUACCCGCUGCCAACGUUCAAGCCGAAAGAUAUGAUCAUCAACCUGGGCGAGACGGCGCGAUUCUACUGCGAGGCGUUUGUGGGAAAGCUCGAUCUACCGGAUGCGACUAAUAAAAUCGUGUGGAUGCAGAUGCUGGACGACAAGCCAGCUUCCAUAGUGGACGCGAAUCAGUUGAACGUGUCUAGGGAGGAUGGUCAAAUUAUUGGGUCCUAUCUGUCGAUACCGAAAAUUCAGCCGCACCACUAUGGACGCUAUCGGUGCCAAAUUACGUCCGGCAAUUUAGAGCGGCCUCUGGAGUUGGGCAUGGAGCUCUCGCCAGCGCAGGUCACUGCAGUUGAAGAUCCCGAGCUCGACCUUUUGGGACUGAUAAUCAUAGCCAUAGUAGUGAUGGCUCUGCUCGUUAUUUUGGCUCUCAUCUUCUGGAAGGGUCAACUGAAGGAACACAAUGACAAUCGAUGCUCGGCACAGUUCAUCGCCGAUAACGAUGUGUAGACGUAUUUUGUGCGAUUCUAGGAUACUUUCCAUUUCAAAAUUUUAUUUAUUCACUCGACUCAAGCUCUGAGCUAUGAUUGUAAUUUAUUCGUUUAACUUCCUCAUUAGUUUAAUUCGUGCGGUAAUCUUCAACUCUACUUUAGUAUUAGGUUUCGAGGUGUAAAUAGUUUUCGUACAACCCAAAGGUAAAUCGUUCGGCUCGAUUUCCGUUGUUUUGUGACCGAAUGGAAAAAAUGGUUUAUUCGCUUUCGACAAGCCAUUUGAGAGACUGACUUUUGUGAUUUCGUAGAGGUUCAGGGCGACCAAUCAAUUUCGAAUCGUUUAAAAUAUUGUUUUUUAAGUGACCCAAAACACUUCUCAGAUGUUCGGAUUUUCAGUGCACUAAUAUUUUGUAUGUUUAACGUAUCGAUUAAUUAUUUAUUUUCACAAAAUUAAUGAAUCUAAUUUAGCGAUUUGUGAUUUUUCAUCAGGUUCCACUUCACCUCAAAAUUACGAUGUAUAGGUUUUCUACAUAAGUUCCCUAAAUAUGACCUUAUCAUAUGUUGAUUCAAAUUGUAUUGGCUACCCUACAUUGCUGUGCAUGCCACUACCGUUAGAUGUAUUUAUAAGUUUUUUAGAAUUACGCUAAACGAACCCAUUCGAUUACACGAUUCGUGGCUUUCUACUCAAGAGUCACUUCAAAAAAUCAGCAAAUAAGAGCUUAAAACUAUAAUAUACAGAGAUAGGUAUACAGUUAUUAUUACUCGUAUAUAUACGUUAAACGUCAAUCAAUAGUGAUUACAAACGAGCUAAAAAUCAAUGUUGGCUUUCCAGAGACUAAACUGUAUUCCAAAUUGUUAUUCGGUUGACAAUUGCGUCAUUUAGCUAAAAGCAAUACAAAAGAACGUUUCGGAUCGUAGUGUUCGCCACGAUCCAAACGAAUUGUUGGUAUUAUUCGAACGACUGUGACUUGGAAUUCGAAACCGUAGGUGUUUUAACCAGUGAAAGGAAGCACAAAUCUGGCAACCUUGUACGUUCUUCUGAACCAUUCCUUCUCCUUUCAAACCAAGUUUGAUUCUAAUGUACUGUACUGUAAUGUUGUUCAUCCUCAAAGCGCAUCAUUUAAACGGCGACAUUUCUGUGUAACAAUCAAUCCAUAUUGUUAUAUACUUGUAUGUAGUACUAGCAACAAAGGGUAUCAGAUCAGCACUUCAACUGAGAAGUUCUAAGCCACUAUUUGUAAUAUUGAUCAAAUAUAACAACUGAAAGUUGUACAUAAUAAUUGUAAAAAAUAAACACUGAAAAAAUGAACAAAUACAUCUCGUAUAGAAGCUAUUGUA
Messenger RNA from Aedes aegypti (yellow fever mosquito), 4186 nucleotides. Its product is annotated as interleukin-1 receptor accessory protein-like 1. The coding region runs from base 1857 to 2867 and encodes 336 amino acids. NCBI's taxonomy places the organism in Eukaryota, Metazoa, Arthropoda, Insecta, Diptera, Culicidae. The transcript has 6 exons. The record is from RefSeq and is a predicted model, not a curated record.